GCGGAUGGGAAGGUCUACCCCGUGCACGGAAUAUAUUGAGAUGCAUGCAUGGUUCAAUAGCCACGAAUCGCAACAUUUAGUUUCAAAUGAACAACAGGCAAACCGAUGCCAAUACAGGUUUAGGUGAAUUUAAACGGAGAGCGCGUCAGACGGGUCGUUUUGUAACGUGGUGGUUGUUGCGUGGGGCUGUGAAACCGGUACUCGGCGUGAUUGUGGCCAAGGCUCUGCAGCAAUCUGUCAAAGGCAGAGCAAUGGCUCCCUGGCUUGUGUUGGCUCUUGUAGGACUCUGCAGUGCUUUUGGACCCAGCAAACAAGACGAGGAGGACUACGAGGACGUCCCCAUCAAUAAGACCUGGGUGCUCUCGCCCAAGGUCUACGAGAGCGACGUCACCUUGAUAUUAAAUAAACUCCUCCUAGGCUACGACAACAAACUACGACCAGAUAUUGGAGUGCGACCAACAGUCAUCGAGACGGCGGUGUACGUCAACAGCAUCGGACCGGUCGACCCCAUCAACAUGGAAUACACCAUCGACAUCUUCUUCGCCCAGACGUGGUACGACAGCCGCCUCAAGUUCAACAGCUCCAUGAAGCUGCUGAUGCUCAACAGUAACAUGGUGGGCAAGAUCUGGAUCCCUGACACCUUCUUCCGGAACUCCAGGAAAUCCGACGCCCACUGGAUCACCACUCCGAACCGUCUCCUGAGGCUAUGGAGCAAUGGCAGAGUGAUGUACACGUUGAGGUUGACUAUUAAUGCGGAGUGCUACCUUAAGCUGCAUAACUUUCCAAUGGAUGAGCACUCCUGCCCACUGGAGUUUUCGAGCUAUGGCUACCCAAAGAACGAGAUCAUGUACCGCUGGCAGAGGAGCUCGGUGGAGGUGGCUGACCAGCGCUACUGGAGACUCUACCAGUUUGCCUUCGUAGGGCUGAGGAACACGACUGAGGUGGCACACACUCAGUCAGGGGAAUACGUCAUCAUGACCAUCUUCUUCGACCUGAGUCGGAGGAUGGGAUACUUCACUAUCCAGACGUACAUACCAUGCAGUAUGAUUGUUGUCUUGUCUUGGGUGUCCUUCUGGAUUAACAAAGAUGCAGUACCAGCCCGCACAUCUCUGGGUAUUACCACGGUGCUCACCAUGACGACCCUCAGCACUAUCUCCAGGAAGUCCCUGCCCAAGGUGUCGUAUGUGACGGCCAUGGACCUGUUCGUCUCCGUCUGCUUCAUCUUCACCUUCGCGGCCCUCAUGGAGUACGGCACGCUGCACUACUUCACCAGCAACCGCACCAAGAAGACCAAGGUCAGCAACGCACAGCACCACAAGUCCACCAGCCUGCUGAACAUCCGGCCAGGGACGUCCCUGCUGCACAUGAACCACAUCCUGCCGUACCACGAGGAGGACGACUACAUGUACGAGUGUCUGGACGGUAAAGAUUGCGCCAGCUUUUUCUGCUGCUUUGACGACUGCCGUUCCGGGGCCUGGCGGGAAAACAGAAUGCAUGUGCGGGUUUCCAAGAUCGACUCGUAUUCAAGAGUAUUUUUUCCCACAGCCUUCGGUCUUUUCAACCUGGUGUACUGGGUAGGAUAUCUGUAUCUGUAAAAUAAAAGAACGCAACAAAUAGGAUAAUUGCCAUGGACACCCUUAUAUAAAGUCAUAAUUUCUUUACUCUCUGCUGACGUGCUUCUUCAAAAGAUUUAAGAACAGGAAGAGAGAGAUGAAAUGCAGUAUCAUUGAGGUAUGCCGGUUGUCGAAAAACGUUAAAAAAUAAAUAUAUAUGAUUUCAUUGUUAUAUGGGUAAUCCCAUCCCAUUUUUGUCUUUUGCAUACCAAUAAAUUGUCUAAAAUGAAUUGAUUACUGCAUUAAAAUCUUAGACAAUUUACUUGUAAACUUAAAAAUCGAUCAUUAUUGUCUUCAGAAUCCCAGUCAAAAAUCUUAAAUGUCUUUUAAUCAAAAUCUUGAAUCCUUGAAAUGUCUAAUCAAGAUAGAUGCAGAAUCUGCAUCAUAAUGGUGUAUAUAUUUGGACAAAAACCCACUAUGUGUACAAUUUCAUCAGAUAAUACCUUUGCAGAAUAGCAGCUGUCUUAAUGGUGCAGUGUGUAUUUUUUUUUAUUGAAUAUAAUAAUCAGAAGGUUGUUUUAAUUAGUAUAUACUCCCUUGAAAUUAGAAUCAUUAUUUUUCUUAGUUUAUAAUGAGCCCUUAAUAUCUGCAUGGGGGCGGGGGGGGGUCCUAUUCCACAGAGCCGCCAUGUUGGUACAGUAUCCCAGAAGGGACAAACAGCCCUCGAGGGGACUCCUUGCAUUUAUUGUAAUCAUAAUGGUUACUUGUCUGCUAUGACCUAUAGUUUUACAGACUAAAUAACUCAGUACAAAUUAUAAAUCUUUCAAGGAACCUCACCCCUUGACACUUGGAUCCUCUAUGCUGUUUUAGACAAUGAAAUCAUUUUGAAUACCUACUGGUACCUUACAGGCCACCGUAGCUCCUCCUGGUCGAUGGAGAGGGAUGGAGCAGAGGGAGAUUCAGUUGGUUGCACUGCACCUCUUAGAAUGUAUCGAUACCAUCCAGCAGCAAUAACGAAACACAAAACAAAUGGCCAUUAAAUACAGCAGCAUGAAAGAACUGAACUUUUUGCCUCACAUUCAUCUGAAAUCAUAUUUCUUUCAAACUUUAGAGUAGGUAUAGUUAAAUAUAGUAUAGAUUAUACAGAUAUACAGACUGUAUAUUGCAUGAGGUAAUAGCAGCUCGAUUUACAGGUAGGUGUACAUGUACACACUGUUAGCAAAUGUCCAUGUGAAACUCAAGACGUUUUUUCUGUGUGCAAAAUGAAAAAAUAUGAACACGUAGCUGUAGAAAUGUGACCAGCAUGAUAAGACCUUUAGACCUCCAGAACGCGACUGCAGGCCUAUCCGCCUACUUUUUACAGAUGCCAAAGAUACUGAACCAUACGUUUAUGUCAAUAUUUGGGAUCAGAUCUGACUGUGUCAAAGCUAAAUGUGCAUAAAGAAUAGAGAAGAGCUAUGAAUCCCAAUCAAAGUUAUGUUAAGAAUCCAUACCCUCCUCCCCCGAGAAAUAAUAAAAAGUUUAACAGCCAGUGAAAUGUGCAACAUUCAUAAUUAUAUAUAUUGUAACUGUAAGUUGACAUGUUAUGGGAAAGCCCUGUACACAAUAUGAGAGCUAACAAUGCUGCCUUACUGUAGCAGUCUGCUACAGCCUGUUUUAAACCUACCUUUUCAUAUAGCAUUUUAUCACUGCAUAUUGCUCCUUCUACUUUCUUAUUCCAUUUAAUAUAUAAUGUUUCAAAGAAUUAGCAAUUAAGUGUGCUGCAUUAUAGUAUCUUAGCAGUCUAAUAUAUCCUUACAACUUUUUUGUGUGUUAAGGAAGAAAACAUGAUUUGCGUGAUACAUGCAUGUUUUGAUCCUUUUGUGAUGUGGUCGGCCAAUGAGUUCAUUCUUGCAUUUCAUAAGUUAGUCCAGCUGUAAUCAUUUCCCAAUUGUUUUGCUACAUAUUUUCCCCGCACAUGUAUUUAGUGGGGAUGGCAACAUGCUUGUUUACGGAUGCUUUAAUGAGGCUGUAUACUAAAAGCUACACUUCGCUGCAAAUAUGCAGCCUAAGGAGUUGGUUCCAGUUAUUCAAUAACAAAAAGGUGUUUCCUAAGGGAAGCACCCUUAUAGGGGUGGGAGUGGGCUACUAGUGUUGUCUUUUAUGUCCAAAGUAUUUUUGUAGCUUUUCCUGUGGUGCCCUGCAUUAUUCUGAAUGAAGACCGGCAGUGACUGUCCAAUAUCAAACCACUGAACUUAGUAACCUGCGUUAGAGUUGAGUGGGAGACAAAGUGAAUGUCAGCCUAAAUAGAUCAAACAAAGAUGGAUGUUUGGGCUGCAAAGAUGUGGUGAUGAUUGGUGGUGAAUUAUUGUGUUGUGUUGCCCUUUUAACAUGUUAAAUGUUGUUGUUGAGAGAUGUAGUAUGUUUUUUGCUGUAAAAAGUCAAACCCAAAACAAGGGAAUUAUAUAGAUAUUGGGUAGUGCUUUGUGUAGUCUACUGUCCUUAACUUGGAUUUUCUUUAACACUACACUUGUGACAUGGGAGAUAUUUUAACCUCUAUCCUUGGGUACUUCCCUCCAAGCUCCAAAAGUAAAUGUGAACAGUCUGGGCUGAGUCAUACUGCUGUAUAGUCGCAUACAUCUGGGUACAUCUUUCAGUGAGCACAGACUUGGUUCAAGUUCUCCAAUGGCUGUACUGCAUUGGGAAAGUAUAAGGUCAUUAAGAUAAUAAUCGUUCACUGUUCAGUGCUGCCUGUCUAUAUUCAGUGUACUGUUGCCCUCCUAGAUCCAUGUGUCACCGUGGUAUCUUCUGCUACAAAAAUAAACGUUGUUCAUGCAA
This is a messenger RNA of Gadus morhua (Atlantic cod), 4370 nucleotides long. It is a transcript of the gene gabrg1, whose product is annotated as gamma-aminobutyric acid type A receptor subunit gamma1. The record is from RefSeq and is a predicted model, not a curated record. Bases 87 to 1595 code for a protein of 502 amino acids. Lineage: Eukaryota; Metazoa; Chordata; Actinopteri; Gadiformes; Gadidae. Gene Ontology annotation, biological process: gamma-aminobutyric acid signaling pathway; monoatomic ion transmembrane transport; chloride transport. The transcript has 9 exons. Gene Ontology annotation, molecular function: extracellular ligand-gated monoatomic ion channel activity; GABA-A receptor activity. Gene Ontology annotation, cellular component: membrane.